AUGGGGAGUUUUCUGCGGUCCCUCGGUGCGUUGGCUUCCGUUUACGGUACCAACGGCCGUGACUUGGUCCGGUGCUACCGGGACGAGAAUGACUUCCGACUAAACGUGCAAGGUCGCUCAUGCAUCAUGAUGAAAACAAAUGUCGAGGAAACAAAUGUUGGAACCAUUUACCACCAGAGACCUAAACCAGAGGAAUACGAUGAAGGGCUACAAGCGGGAGUAACAUACUGCAACAUGGACAAGAGGCCAAGUUCCCCGCAACCUAACCAAGUUCAUCAAAUCGUCGAAAAGGGUGCACAAAUUAAAAGGUACAUUUCAGAUAUCUUGGGCGAGAGACUAUUAACCAUGCAGGGGCGACCGCCUGCCCACUUCAGCACUACCUACAAGACCCGGGAAGACAGCAAAAACACCGUGGACUUGACUGAGAAAACCUGCAACCGGAUUCUCUUAGCGUGUGGCAUGACGCUGGUCAUGCUGGUCAUCGGCGCGUCGCUGGUUGGCGGCAUACUGCUGGCAGUCGUGAAAUUGGAUGCUGCAGAAGACACGGUAACAGUUGCUGCCCUCAACCUAAAUAUAAACUGCCCGAGGGAUAUCGUCACGAGGGCCGAGCCAGGCGGACGACACGCUGUAGUUUCAUGGGAGAAACCGGAGCUUGAGACGGUACCGAGCAACGCCAACACGUCCGCCGUGAUAUUCGAGAGCAACUACGAGCCCAACACGUCCUUCGGCAUCGGAGACCACGAAGUCAUUUAUACUGUUACAGACUCCGAGGACAACCAAGAGACUUGCUCCUUUAAAGUGAAAGUCAGAGAUAAAGAAGGGCCGGUGUUUGUGAGCUGCCCCCAAAACAUCAAGAUCGUUACAGGCGAAAGUGACGGAAGUUUCCCUGACCCAACGUGGGAUACGCCAAAGGCUGCAGACAAUGCCGGCCAGCCGAGAAUCACGACAAACUACGGCGGAAGCCGAGCGUUCGAGCUCGGUACCACGGUGAUUCGUUACACGGCAACCGAUGCUGCCGGGAACGUCGCAAGAUGCGUAUUCCACGUCACAAUCAUAGAUGGUACACCGCCGGUCAUUCUAGGUUGUCCAGAUGACAUCACCGGCACCACGGGUCGACCCGAAUGGAGACAACCUACGGCAGUGGACAACGGGCAGCUGGUCAGUUUUGAGUCCGACUGGACACCGGGAGAUACCUUCCCACAGGGCCGCACGAGGGUUACGUACGUGGCCGAGGAUUCGGUGGGACUGAAAGCCGAAUGCAGUUUUGUUGUUGCAGUAGUAGAUACGGAAGCUCCAGUUUUCACCUACUGUCCGACAAACAUUACGGUCACGACCGACGAACACGGUAUAUUCAAGGUACCCACCUGGCAGACCCCGCGGGCGACUGACAGCUCUGGGCCCCCUCGCAUCACCGCCAAUCAGGGUGAAGCAGAGUACCACCUGGGCCGGCCCAACGAAAUGGUGUACGUGGCUACUGAUUCGUUUGGCAAUAAUGCGAGAUGUAGCUUUUAUGUGACGGUGAAAGUUCUGCAACUUCUCCGAACUUCUUCAGACGGCACCCCACCAACUAUCCACGGCUGCCCGUCCGAUAUCUCACAGCCAACUGACAGAGGGGUGCCCACUGCUCAUGUCUACUGGAGCCCGCCCACAUCGAGGGACAACGGCGAGAUAGUGGAUUUCAACUCCAACCAACUACCUGGGGACACUUUCUCACUAGGCGCCACGAAAGUCGUGUAUACUGCAGUGGAUUCGGCAGGAUUGAGUACUGAAUGCAGUUUUACUGUUACAAUAAGAGAUCUAGAGGCACCCAAAUUCACGUUCUGCCCGUCAAAUAUCGAAAAGAAUACCGACCAAGACGGCAACUUUGACCCGCCCACCUGGCCGGUUCCCAUAGCGACUGACAACACCGGGCUGCCACAAGUCUCGACAACUUACAAGGUUGGAGAGUUUCGGCUGGGUGUGAAAACGUCAGUGAAAUACACAGCUACAGAUGCGUCUGGCAAUAAUGCAACGUGCCUGUUUUAUGCCACAGUAGUAGAUCAGACACCACCAGUCAUCAGUGACUGCCCCACAGACAUCACCAUCACCGCAGACCCCAACGCCCUGACUGGGCGUGGCAACUGGACCGCGCCCACAGCCACUGACAAUGGGGUCCAGGUCACCUUGACAUCCGACGCAGAGCCAGGUGAUGGGUUCCGCAUUGGCAGAACAAGGGUGACGUACACUGCUGUGGAUAACGCAGGGCUGAUGGCAAAUUGUCAUUUUACUGUGACUGUUCUAGAUGGGACCCCGCCAACUAUCCAUGGCUGCCCGUCCGAUAUCACACAGCCAACGGACAGAAGAGUGCCCACUGCUCGUGUAUUCUGGAGUCCGCCCACAGCACGGGACAACUGGGAACUAGCGGAUUUCAACUCCAAUCAACUACCCGGGGAUAUUUUCUCACUGGGCUCCACAACAGUCGUGUAUACUGCAGUGGAUUCUGCAGGAUUGAGUUCUGAAUGCAGUUUCACUGUUACAAUAAGAGAUCUAGAAGCGCCCAAAUUCACGUUCUGCCCGUCAAAUAUCGAAAAGAAUACUGACCAAGAUGGCAACUUUGACCCGCCCACCUGGCCGGUUCCCAUAGCAACUGACAACACCGGACAGCCACAAGUCACAGCAUACAAGUUUGGAGAGUUUCUACUGGGUGUGAAAACGUCAGUGAAAUACACCGCUACAGAUGCGUCCAGCAAUAAUGCAACGUGCCUGUUUUAUGUAACAAUAAUAGAUGGGACUCCACCAGUGAUCAGCAACUGCCCAAUGGACAUCACCAUCACUGCCGACGCCCAUGCCCCGACUGGGCGUGGCAACUGGACCGCGCCCACAGCCACUGACAAUGGGGUCCAGGUCACUUUGACGUCCAACGCAGAACCGGGCGAUGGGUUUCGCAUCGGCAGAACAAGGGUGACGUACACCGCUGUGGAUAACGCCGGGCUGACGACAAAUUGUCAUUUCACCGUGACUGUUCUAGACAACGAAGCACCAGUAUUCACCGACUGCCCGGCGGACAUUUUCCGGACCACAGACGCUUCAGGCAAGUACGCCUACCCAAUCUGGCAGACUCCGCAGGCCGUGGAUAACUCAGGCGACCCGCCGGAGGUCGCCACUACACACAGGUUUCAGAUGUAUGGGCUUAACUCCCGCACGCGCAUCGAGUACACCGCGACCGACGCAUCUGGAAACAAUGCGACAUGCGUCUUCUAUGUUUCAGUCACAGAUGGCACCCCGCCCGAGCUGCAGAACUGCCCCGACGACAUCACCCUAUCCACGGAUCCCAACGCCUCCACCAGCCAGGUCAACUGGUCCCUGCCCACAGUCGCGGACAACAGCCGCAGCGUGGACCUGACCUCUGACUGGCAGAACGGCGACCUGUUCCCGCUGGGGAGCACCGUGGUGACUUUCACUGCAGUGGACCCCUCGGGAUUGACCACGAAAUGCCACUUCACAGUGACUGUAAUCGACACCGAGGAUCCAAUCUUCCCGUACUGCCCGCUAGACUUUGAGAGAACCACCGAUGCUGAAGGCAAGUACCAACUGCCGGUAUGGGAGACACCCACAGCGGUGGACAACUCCGGCCAGGUGGAAGUCAGCACUACGUAUGAUUUUGCUCCGUUUGAACUCGGCGUGACGACGCCGGUGGAGUACACAGCAACAGACCCGGAUGAUAACGAAGCCACGUGUAUAUUUUUUGUGACUAUCCUAGACGGCACCCGACCGGUCAUCACCAACUGCCCCCUGGACAUCACCCUCCCCACGGCCCCCCACCUUCGCAUAGCCCGGGUCGACUGGACCGAGCCCACAGCAGAAGACAACAGCGGGUAUGUGCGACUGACACCCAACCUGAGUCCUGGGGGUAGCUUUCCUCUAGGCAAGACGAAGGUGGUCUACACGGCCACUGACGCCGCAGGACUGAGAGAUAGGUGCCGGUUUACUGUAACCGUGGAGGACACCGAAGCCCCCGUAUUCGAUUCCUGCCCUCAAGACAUCAUCAAAGAGACCAAUGCGAAUGGCAAGUUCGACUACCCUACGUGGUCCUACCCCCACGCCGUGGACAAUUCAGGCGUCACCCCCGACAUCACGACCACCUCCAGCUUUCAGGUGUUUCCUCUAGAGGAGACCACGCCCAUCGAGUAUGUUGCCACAGACCAGGCUGGGAAUACAGCAACGUGUCAGUUUUAUAUAACUGUCAGAGACCGUACUCCACCAGAGAUCACAGACUGUCCCGGCGACAUCACCGUUUCUAUCGAUUUCCGGUCAGCCACCGGCCAUGCCAUCUGGACGCUGCCCGUUGCUUCAGACAACGGUCGGCUGGUCAGCUUCGAGUCCAACUGGAACUCCGGUGACAGCUUCCCCGCUGGCGAGACCAACGUCACGUACAUUGCCCUGGAUUCCGUGGGACUCACCUCAAAAUGCCAGUUUACGGUGACUGUCGAAGCGAGAUGCAACUUAUCCCUCUCCACCCCUGCCAUGAGGAACACGUACCAGUACCGCUUUCCCUUUCCCAUCGCCCGGCCGACAACUGAUGACUCUCCGACGCCUCUCCAAUUCGACUUUGCUGUCCGUUCAACUGGAACGGUCUUCGUCGCCCUGACUGAGGCUGAGCAGAGUACCGAAGUCUAUGAGAUAGGUCUAGGAAGGAGCAAGACGUUCAUCCGGUGCGGCGUCCAGUGCAAACCCCACUACAUCACCGUCAAAGUGCCCCACCUGAUGUCCGCCACGAAGUACCGGCACUUCUGGGUCACGUACGACGGCACCAGAGGGCUGGUCCGAGUAGGCAGAGGGAAGGAGGCACCAUUCAUGGAAUGGCAGGAUCCGUCCUCCACCCCUCUGGACGUUCAACGGCUCGGGAUAGCGUCCUACCAGGAGGCGGAUUGGAAGGGCUACCUGUGCAGAAAUGGUACCAGUCGAGGGAUGGGUUGGUUAUAACACAAUGUAACACUCAUGCUAUAAUAGACUAUACCAUGGUAUAUUUCAACACCAAUGCACUAUCCUUAUUCCUAAAUAACACUUGCACGUUUUCACUUGCUUGCAAUACCAGUUUAAAAAUGUAUGCAUUAUUUGUAGAGGGUUUAUGUAUUGAAAAGUAUUAAUAUAAGUACUUAAUACCAGAUUUCUUGCAGUUAUUGCCAGAUCACAAGUGAGAUGCUUUGAAGUAAUAUAUAACUAUUUCAGCUAGCAAAACAGCUGAAGCAGAAAAAGAGUUAUCAGAAAAAGGUACUUUUUGAGCAAUGAAUAAUUGUCUAUAUUACACUUUUGCCAAAUAUCAUUUAAACUUCAUUGUUCAUGUAGAUGUGUACUUACAUUGUGAUACCUAAUCCUUCACAUUUGCUUUUAAAUUUGUACUUUUGUGUCUAAAUCUAUGUGUAAGUUUAAAUAAGUUCUUCUCUUAUGAUUUCAUCCUUCUCAAGAAAAAAAACUGUUUUACAAUUCACUGAAUACUCUCCAAAGAUUUGUGUUGACCAAAAUCUAAACAACAUUUUGCUUUAUCAAUUUAGAUUUUGUACAGAAUUGAUUGAAACAUUUGUGUUAAUACCAUUAUAUUGAAUGUCUUAAAUACUGUAUAGUUAUAUAUUUAAUAGAAUAUUGUAUUCAUACUUGAUUACGAUAUUUAAAUUUGUGCUAAAACUUUUAAGAAAUUUUGCCAACAGAUUCUUUUAUAGUCUCUAAUGUCAUUUGUUUGUCGUUGGCAUACACGUUCAAAGUAUAUAUAGCAUGCUGGUUAUGGGUUAUACAAAGUGGUCCACAAAAAUCUGUUGUGUCUAAUGUUAUACCCUAUCGAGAUUCUGCUAAAAAUUUAUGAGCAUGAUAAAUGCACUAUUGUUUUCUAUACUCACUGCUGGCAGUGGGAAAAACCCCAAGUCUUUAUAAGGGUAAAACAGAAAUGAAAAAUGAUUUAUCAUUUAGUAAUACUUAAAAAAAGUCUAAUACAUUGUAACAGAGUUGUCCAAGUCCUUACAAAUUCGCAAAGUCAUCCAGUGCAAGUCACAAAGCUAUCCAAAGAAACUGUUACUGUUCGUUUGUAAUAUUUUUGAAAGAAUGUAGUAUCCGGAUGCCACUUCAGCGGCUGUGUACAAAGUCUAUGGAG
This is a messenger RNA of Patiria miniata (bat star), 6121 nucleotides long. Its product is annotated as hyalin-like. NCBI's taxonomy places the organism in Eukaryota, Metazoa, Echinodermata, Asteroidea, Valvatida, Asterinidae. The record is from RefSeq and is a predicted model, not a curated record. Bases 1 to 4962 code for a protein of 1653 amino acids. The transcript is spliced from 23 exons.